GCGGGCAUGCAGUACACAACAUGUACGUACGGUUUACAAUGUUUGAUGGCUCGACUACGCAAGGUGCUGUUCCCAUUUAAACAUUAUUCCAGCUGGCGUAACAUCUAAAGUAGACAUUUUUGCGAGUUUCAUGCAUUCUAGGAGGACGUCUACAGGCACCGGUCAGGAUGACACUAGAGAUAAGCCUUACAACGUUUCUUCUGGGACUGGUAACUUUCCUUGUUACCUUGAUGCUGAUUCGUUCCCGGACAAGGAGAACACAAGCCAAUUUCCCGCCGAAGGGUCCUCCUGAAUGGCCGAUCAUCGGAAGCCUGCUCAGCCUCGCCGGGGAACACCCUCCGCACCAGAUCCUCGCCGGCAUGGCCAAAAAAUAUGGACCGAUCUUUAGUAUGCAGAUGGGAUCGUUCUAUACACUAGUACUAAGUGACUAUUCCCUUGUAAAACAGGCGUUUGCAAGAUCUGGAGAGGACUUCUGUGAUCGGCCAAGGAUAACUAUGAUAGAGCAUUUAUCAGGGGGCAAAGGUCUCAUCGCUGGAUACAGCAGCCCUGUCCAAACUGAACAGCGUCGUUUCACCUUUUCUGCGCUCCGAUCUCUGGGCAUGGGAAAGUUUCGAAUGGAAGAAACAAUUAUAGAGGAGGUUAAACACCUUGUAAAAAACUUUACAGGACGUCACUCUGAACCGUUCUGUCCGUUUCAUGACAUAAUUGUCUCAGUUUCGAAUAUCAUUUGUUGGUUGAAUCUUGGAAAACGGUUUGAUUAUGACGAUGAGGACUUUAAGGGAGUCAUCGAAGCACUCUUGGCCAUCGUUGAAGUCACAGAAGUAGGAGGUGCGUUCAAUUUUAUUCCAUUCCUGCGCUUUUUACCUCGGAGUGGUCUUAAGAAAUGCCUCCAAAGCAAAGCUCAUUUUGACAAGUACAUGUACCCCCUUUUUAGAAAAAUAAAACAGGAUUAUGUUAAGAAGUCCGACCCAGCAACAUGUUUCAUUCACAUGUAUGCUGACAAAAUAGCCCAAGCUGCAAGCAUGGGGAAGGAAAGUACUACCAAGAGUUCGUUUAAUGACGAGAACAUGAUAGUGGCUGUUGCUGAUCUCUUUGUUGCCGGUACAGAGACGACAGCCACAACUCUCAAAUGGGCACUUCUCUAUAUGGUUGUCAAUCAGGAUGUCCAACAAAAGGUACAAGAGGAAUUAGACAGGGUAGUUGGUCUGGAUAGGUUGCCUAGUUUACUGGACAAACCUAAUUUGCCAUACACAGAAGCAACCUUGCUGGAGAUUCAGCGAAAGGCAUCGAUCGUGCCCUUGGGGGUCCCCCACGCAACUACCAGAGACGCUGUCCUCAAUGGCUAUGACAUCCCUAAAGGGACUGUCAUCCUACCUAACCAGUGGGCCAUUCAUCAUGACCCAGACCUAUGGAAGAAUCCUGAUGAGUUCAAUCCAGACAGGUUUCUUGAGCCAAACACUAAGCAGGUUGUACAGAGGGAGGAACUCAUUCCAUUCUCCAUCGGUCGCCGAAGGUGCAUUGGAGAGGAGCUGGCAAAAGUGGAACUCUUUCUGUUCUUUUCUCACCUUCUGUGCCACUUUCGUUUUGUCCUACCUCCUGGAGCCCCUCCUCCCACAAUGAAGGGAAGAUCGCUUGCUACAUACGUACCUCACCAAUACUCCCUGUGUGCUAUCUCGAGACGUAAAAAGGACUGCUGCUGAUAACUGUUAUGAUUAUUGUAACCAUCGGGGUGACACAAACAUUUGCCCCAGCGACAUUUGUUCCGGUCGUGGUAUCUCAGAGGGCGAAGGGUUAGAGUUAGGACAAAAAAAAGAGUUUUGGGUUCAGAAGAAUGAUUGUAGUUCAUUUAGCUUUGGAGGUUUAGAUUGCAUGUUUUAUGUUUUCCAUUCAAAUAUUUAAAAUUCAAUAACUUUGUUAUUUGUUGUCUAAUUUUGAUCAAAUUUUCAGCAUUCUGCUCUGUGAAUUUUACAUGUACUCUAUUUAUUGAGACAUAAAUAUUUCCAGCCUGGACCAUCCCUUUUAGUGCAGCGUGAGCAUGCUGACCCAGGCGAUACAGACCUGGUGUGAAGAAUCCUGCGACCGCCUACCCCCCCCCCCCCUUCACCUCCAGCCAUAAUAAAUUGCCGCCCUUGGUUGUACUCAUUCAAAACCAUUUUUUUUGAGGGGGGCAUAGGCCUCGUCUUACAGAGCUUCUAGUUUGCAACAUUUCAUUUGUACAUGACUUUUUCAGCAUGAUCAAAACUGCCUACAUGGGGUGGAAAAUUAUGUAAGUGCUUUACAGUACAGGGUCCAGGGUCC
Lytechinus variegatus (green sea urchin) is the source of this 2298-nucleotide messenger RNA. Its product is annotated as cytochrome P450 2U1-like. Gene Ontology annotation, cellular component: intracellular membrane-bounded organelle; cytoplasm. The transcript has 3 exons. Gene Ontology annotation, molecular function: iron ion binding; oxidoreductase activity, acting on paired donors, with incorporation or reduction of molecular oxygen, reduced flavin or flavoprotein as one donor, and incorporation of one atom of oxygen; heme binding. Bases 168 to 1700 code for a protein of 510 amino acids. NCBI's taxonomy places the organism in Eukaryota, Metazoa, Echinodermata, Echinoidea, Temnopleuroida, Toxopneustidae. The record is from RefSeq and is a predicted model, not a curated record. Gene Ontology annotation, biological process: xenobiotic metabolic process.